AUGCUAUCUAUAUCUCUAUCUAUCUCUCUCUUUCUAUAUAUAUAUAUCUAUCUAUAUCUUGCUCUCUCUAUAUAUCUAUCUAUCUAUAUCUUGCUCUCUCUAUAUAUCUAUCUAUCUAUAUCUUGCUCUCUCUAUAUAUCUAUCUAUCUAUAUCUUGCUCUCUCUAUAUAUCUAUCUAUCUAUAUCUUGCUCUCUCUAUAUAUCUUGCAUGUAUCAAAUGAGGCUUAUUUGGCUGAGAACCUCGAGAGGUUAAGCAAGAAUGCCUAUAACAAGGAUCAGGAGGAGGAGAUCGGUGAAGCCUUCUUGAAGUUCUCACGAGUCACCAAAGAGCUCUCAGCCCUGAUGAAGAACCUGAUAACAAGUCUAAACAACAUACUGCUGUUUCCUCUAGACAACUUCCUCAAGGGAGAACUCAAAGGAGUAAAGGGAGAUUUGAAGAAACCUUUUGAUAAAGCAUCGAAAGAAUAUGAAUCGAAGUUCUCCAAGAUAGAAAAAGAAAAGAAACAACAGGCCAAAGAAGUGGGAAUGAUUAGGUCUGAGGUAUCUGGGCCAGAGAUCGCUGAAGAAAUGGAAAAGGAAAGAAAGAUGUUCCAGCUUCAGGCAUGUGAAUACCUGAUAAAAGUAAAUGAAAUUCGUACAAAAAAAGGAGUUGACCUCUUACAGCACCUAGUUGAAUAUUACCAAGCCCAGACCACUCUAUUCCAAGAUGGAAUCAAAACUAUCACUCAUUUUAGCAGUUUUAUCGACGGCUUAGUUGGACAGCUUCGCAAAAUUAAACAGAGGCAAGAUGAGGAACGAAGGCAGCUUAUUGAGCUGAGAGAUGUUCUCAAGAAUUCCAUGUCUUCUUUCAAAGAGCAUGCACACCAUCGGCUAUCUGGAGGCAGCUGGAUUCCGUCCUCCUGUAGUUCCAUGUCUGGUUAUAGUCUCCAUCAGCUCCAAGGGAACAAGAGUCACGGCUGUGAAAAGACAGGUUAUUUGCUCAAGAAGAGUGAAGGCCGGAUGAGGAAAGUUUGGCAAAAGAGGCGUUGUAUCAUUAAAGAUGGAACCAUGUCUAUCAGCCAUCAAGACGAGAGUAAAGAACCUGUCAGACUGAAUUUACUCACCUGUCAGGUGAAGUUGGUUCCUGAUGACCCUGGCAAAAAAUGUUUUGAUCUUAUAUCCAGCUCAAAAAACAGAACGUACCAUUUCCAGGCAGAUGAAGAAAAGGAGAUGGAAGAGUGGAUAUCAGUAUUAAACAAUGCCAAGGAAGAAGUGUUACUGAAAGCAUUCCAGGAUAAUAGCAACUCCACUUCGAUCAGUCAACGUGUCCGAGAACUGACCAGUAGUAUAAUUGACCGUGUAAAGAGACUACCUGGAAAUCAGUUUUGUUGUGACUGCGGAGCCCCUGAUCCGGAGUGGCUGUCGACAAAUCUUGGUAUAUUAAUUUGUCUCGAGUGUUGUGGUAUUCAUCGAGAAGUAGGAGUACACAUCAGUCGGACACAAAGUAUUGUGAUAGAUGAACUAGGAACCUCCCAAUUACUUUUGGCACGUGUUGUAGGGAACAGCGGAUUCAAUGAUAUAAUGGAGGCAAAACUUGCAUUGGAUCCUUCAUUAAAGCCAAAGCCUACAAGUGGCAUGAAUGAACGCCGUGAAUUCAUCAAAGCUAAAUAUGAACAACAUAAAUAUGCUAUCCAGACAUGCACAGACAAGGAAGAAUUGAAACAAGAUCUUCAGCAAGCAAUUACAUCAAAGGAUAUAUUUGCCCUUUUGCAAGUUCAUGCAGAGGGGUUGGAACUAAUGUCCACCCUCCCCAAAGCGGAGGAUGAUGAGACUUCACUCCACAUGGCAAUUAGUCAAGAUGAUGGAAAUAGUUUAUAUAUGGUCGACUUCAUAAUACAGAACAGUAGCAUCUCUAGUCUAGACAAAACCACGAAGGAUGGAAAUACAGCUCUUCACCUAUGCGCUCAACUUAACAAGUCUGAAUGUAUGAAGCUCUUACUGCGGACCAAACCUGAUAUGGCCACGUUAGCAAAUAAGGCAGGCCAGACUGCGCUGGAGAUAGCAAAGGAGAAUAACCACCAACUGUGUGCAGAACUGCUGAAAGCUGCUCUAGAAAACAGAAAAGAUCUCUUUGAAAAUGUCAAUAUUGACUGGGAUCUUAUGAUUGAGGAGCCCGUCUACCAACCUGAGUGUUAUAGUGACGAUGAUAUUGAUGGUGCCCCUGAGUACAAAAAACCCCGAUCUAGACCUUCCAGUGUAAUUGGGAUUAAUGAGACAACAGCCCCUGCCUCUGUAUCCAGAGAAGGCCUUAAUCGGGACAAGGUUGAUUUGGAAUCUGGCCGUCCUCCGCCGCUUCCACCACCGCUGAACAAGCCUACGACCUUGCUAACACCUGGCCUGAAUCAAAUUGGUGUGGCUGGAGGACUACCGGCUCAAACAAAUGGAACGUCCCUGCAGAGCUCUGCCCACAGCUACAACCACAGCGCUCAAGGCGGACAGAGUCUGCCGCCUCUACCACCUAAAAAGAAGCCACCAGCCCCCAUUCCACCAUCUGGCCACACCAGGAACUGGUCAGAGCCCAAUGCCUCCUUUUUGGGUCAUCAUCGCACACCUUCUGACCCACCGCCUUCGCGACCCUUCCCAUCAAAUGUUGAGAACCGAAAUACAGUGCAUGUUCCAGUAGGUACCAAGUUGGUGUUGCCAAAGCCGCCCGACACAGAAAGUGUCCUCCCACCCCCAUUACCGCACCCCCGCAGUACAAGGGCUUCUUCUUUGAAUAGCGCCGUAUAUAAUAACUUUCUUUUUUUUUUUUUUUUUCCUUUUCUGUUUUCCCCUUUUUCCUUUUCUGUUUUCCCCUUUUUUCUUUUCGGUUUUCCCCUUUUUUCUUUUCGGUUUUUCUUUUCUUUUCUGUUUUCCCCUUUUUUCUUUUCGUUUUUUUUCUUUUCUGUUUUUUCCCCUUUUCUGUGUUUUCUUUUCUGUUUUUUUUUCUUCCUUUUUCUGUUUUCCCCCCCUUUUCUUCUGUUUUCCCCCUUUUCUUUUCUGUUUUCCCCCCCUUUUCUUUUCUGUUUUUCCCCUUUUCUUUUCUGUUUUCCCCCCUUUUCUUUUAUGUUUCCCCCCUUUUCUUUUCUUCCCCCUUUUCUUUUCUUCCCCCUUUUUCUUUUCUUCCCCCCCCUUUCUUUUCUUCCCCCCCUUUUCUUUUCUUCCCCCUUUUCUGUUUUUUUCGCCCUUUUCUUUUCUGUUUUUCGCCCCUUUUCUUUUCUGUUUUUCGCCCUUUUCUUUUUGUUUUUCCCCUUUUUCUUUUCUGUUUUUUUUAAUUCUGGUCCCCCCCUUCUUCUGUUUUUUCUUCCUUUUUCUGUUUUUUCCCCUUUCUGUUUUCCUCCCUUUUUCUUUUCUUUUUUUCUUUUUCGUUUCGUUUCUGUUUUUUCUUUUGUUUUUCUUUUCUGUUUUUUUCCUUUUUCUUUUCUGUUUUUCCCCCUUUUCUUUUCUGUUUUUCCCCUUUUUCUUUUCUGUUUCCCCCCUUUUUUUUCUUUUCUGUCCCCCUUUUUCUUUUUUUUUUUCCCUUUUUUUUUUUCUUUUCCCCUUUUUUUCUUUUCUUUUCCCCCCUUUUUUCUUUUCUGUUUCCCCCCUUUUUCUUUUCUGUUUCCCCUCCUUUUUUCUUUUCUGUUUUCCCUCCUUUUUUCUUUUCUGUUUUCCCUCCUUUUUUCUUUUCUGUUUUCCCUCCUUUUUUCUUUUCUGUUUUUCCCUUUUUUUUUUUUCUGUUUCCCCCUUUUUCUUUUCUGUUUCCCCCUUUUUUCUUUUCUGUUUCCCCCUUUUUCUUUUCUGUUUUUUCCCCCAUUUUUCUUUUCUGUUUUUUCCCUUUUUCUUUUCUGUUCCCCCCUUUUCUUUUCUGUUUUUCACCUUUUUUCUUUUCCUUUUUCUUCUGUUUUUUCCCUUUUUCUUUUUCUGUCUCUCCUUUCUUUUCUGUUAUGCCUUUUCCUUAUCUGUUUUUUCCUUAUCUGUUUUUUCCUUAUCUGUUUUUCCUUAUCUGUUUUUUUCCUUAUCUGUUUUCCCCCUUAUCUGUUUUUUCCUUAUCUGUUUUUUUCCUUAUCUGUUUUUUUCCUUAUCUGUUUUUUUCCUUAUCUGUUUUUUCCUUAUCUGUUUUUUCCUUAUCUGUUUUUUUCCUUAUCUGUUUUUUCCUUAUCUGUUUUUUUUCCUUAUCUGUUUUUUUUCCUUAUCUGUUUUUUUUCCUUUUCUGUUUUUUUUCCUUUUCUGUUUUUUUUCCUUUUCUGUUUUUUCUCCCUUUCUUUACUGUUCAUUUUUUUCAAAUCUAUUUUUGCAGAUUUGUCAUUCCGUAGUGAGCGGAGUCGUUCUCGAGACCGAAUUGAUCCUGGGGGGAGAGUAGAAGAUGUAAGAGGAAAAGAUCUUGUCACACCUCCUGUCCCUGUUCCUAGGAUCAAGAAGAAAACCUUAGCUAGAAGACGAUGUCGAGCAUUAUAUGAUUGCCAGGCAGACAACGAUGAUGAAUUAACAUUUAAAGAAGGGGAGAUAAUUCUAGUCAUUCAUGAAGAGGAAGAAGAGUGGUGGGAAGGCGAAAUUGAGGGCCAGCCCAGCAGACGUGGUUUGUUCCCCACUGCGAUCACUGCUGACGGUGACUGCCAGCCUCCCCAAGAACACCACCUACAGCAGCCGCCGAAUAGUCGUGAUCCAUCGCCAUCUUACUUACUAUCCAUUUCUAGUUCCAGUUGUCAAUUGCACAGGGACAACGUAGACCACCUUGGAAACCAGUGUCUUCAGCAGAGGACGCUUGUUAUGGCCACCAGUGAUGACCAAUUAACCUCUUAUUUGUGUGUUACAGACGGACUGUGUGUGGUGGGGGAUUCUGACCAAGUGUAG
Acanthosepion pharaonis is the source of this 4851-nucleotide messenger RNA. NCBI's taxonomy places the organism in Eukaryota, Metazoa, Mollusca, Cephalopoda, Sepiida, Sepiidae. The record is from the annotation of a GenBank genome assembly.